Orbicella faveolata is the source of this 1694-nucleotide messenger RNA. RefSeq names its product voltage-gated inwardly rectifying potassium channel KCNH6-like. Gene Ontology annotation, molecular function: inward rectifier potassium channel activity. NCBI's taxonomy places the organism in Eukaryota, Metazoa, Cnidaria, Anthozoa, Scleractinia, Merulinidae. Gene Ontology annotation, biological process: potassium ion transmembrane transport; regulation of membrane potential. The record is from RefSeq and is a predicted model, not a curated record. Gene Ontology annotation, cellular component: plasma membrane.
UUUUACCGUUUGUUUGAGCCACCUUAAAUUCAAAGUGUUUCCGUGCGCGCGCGCGCUAUUCGCGUGUCACGCCACUUCGGAACUGUCUUCUUAACACAUUAUGUUAUUGGGUAACAUACAUUAGAGCGGUUUUCAACUGAGUGUCGUAUUAAACCAAACCAAAGCUAUCACUCUUAGCCAAUCACAAAGGACAUGGACAAUCCAACGAACUAGUCAACGAGUACGAGCCACUCACGAUUGGUUUUGAUUUAACUUCUCAUUGGCAUGAAAAAGUGGCCUGAGUGUAUUAAACAAACGUGUAGAGAUGCAACACCAAAGGAAAUUAAUGCGAAUCACUCUUUACAUCCUAUUUAUAAUCCUUAUGCUGCUAGACUGAGGAAAAUUCAUCUUUUUUCCGUAGCUCUGAUGUACGCCUCCAUAUUUGGAAAUUUGACUGCUAUCAUUCAAAGGCUAUAUUCUCGUACUUCUCGAUUUCACCGAGAUUUGAGAGUUAUCGAGGACUUUGUUAAAUUUUACAAAAUACCGAAGUCCACUAAAGAGGAGCUGGACGAGUACUUCAGACACGAAUGGGCUUAUACGAAGGGCGUUGACAUGGAAACGGUCCUCAAACGUUUUCCCGAGUCUCUUCAAGCUGAUGUCUGCCUUUAUUUGCACAAAAAUUUAUUCACAGAGUGCUUAGCGUUUAAAACUGCUAGCGAGGGCUGUUUACGAGCACUUGCGUUGCGGUUUAAGAUUCGACAUUAUCUUCCGGGUCACUUCAUCAUUAAACAGGGAGACGAGGUCAAACGUCUUUACUUCAUAGCGAAAGGAAAUAUCGAAGUUGUCAAAUUUGACGAGACCAUGCUAACAUUAGGUAAGGGUGAUGUCAUCAGUUGCGAUUACAGCACAGUACAGAGUAUGUACAUUCCUAAAGCUAACGCCAGUCUCCGCGUUCAAACUCAUGUUGAGAUCCAUUCAGUGGCCUGGAGCGAGUUAGUUGCGGUACUGAAGGCUUACUCCUCCUUUCGUGAGGAGUUCAUCACUCAUUUGGAGCUGGCAUAUAAUCUGGGACACGAAGUGGAGGAAGACGAAAUUGUCUUAUUUCCAGAAGAAAUUCACCCGGGAUCUCGAAAAUUAUCUAACGCCCGAUCAACAUUCUCUUCACGUCAAGGAGUCGACAAACUCGAACGGUCAGGUUCACCAACAUUUAUUAUUAAUGGGCGACUACCACAGGAUCAGAACGCUGCCUCUGCCAUUGAUUUACAUUCACGUGCCGCCCGACCGUCUGCGAGUGGAAGCGAGCCAAGAAUCCAUACGCUUAUGCCGUCGAUCCAUUCCACUCUUCCUUCGUUACACACGCAUUUGACUUGUGAUCAGGGUCCUUGCACGAACGGGACAGAAUUGAAAGUUCUCGAGAAACGGCUAGAUAACAUAGAGGCGCGACUGGUAGCCAUGGAGGAGCGCUUAACAGAAAAAUUUGAGACAAUUCUGCGUCAUUUACGAAGUAAAAGUAGUGGCUCCGCUCCUGAACUCAGAAAUACAAAUGUCUGACAACGUAUUACUUUUGACACAAUUUAUCGGUUGAUCGCGUGUUUUUGUUCACGUGACUUUCAUAGGUUCAACAACACGCCUAAAUUAUAUCGAGAUGACAACUGUCAUGCCAUGCUGUAAAUAGUGGAAACUUGGUGGUUUUCCGGAAUAUAAAGCUUGAAAAG